Messenger RNA from Egretta garzetta (little egret), 1385 nucleotides. RefSeq names its product leucine rich repeat containing 75B (gene LRRC75B). The record is from RefSeq and is a predicted model, not a curated record. NCBI's taxonomy places the organism in Eukaryota, Metazoa, Chordata, Aves, Pelecaniformes, Ardeidae. The transcript has 5 exons. Bases 1 to 1113 code for a protein of 370 amino acids.
AUGGGGUGGAGGAAUCCUCUAUCCAAGCCUCCAAACCACAGCUGGUGGUCGCUGCGAGAGGCCCCUCAGUGCCCACUCUGUCCUACCCAACGAGCUCAUGAGCUGAUCGAUAAGACUCCCUGUAGAGUUUUCAGGUGCCCUUGCCACCACUGCAAAGAGGAAAGGGAAGCGUUCAAAGAGUUUGCCCAGGAAAAAAAGCUCCCCAAAAUGCCUGGAUGCAAGGAGCGGUCCCGGCAGCAUCCGCUUCUCUCUUUGUCUUCUCCACCAAGCACCUCCCGGCAGCACAACCCCGGGAGGAGGAGGAGGCGCCUGCGGGGGCUGCCCAGCCGCGGGGGGGCGGGUGCUGGGGAUCUGGGACUGGAAGGAACAUUCCUCAAUGAAGUGCUCUACAAAAAUGCGACUUUCCUCAAUUUGGUGGAUCCCAUCUCCCAUGACCUGCUGAUGAGCCUUGCUAGAGAUCUGCAGUGUCCAAAAAAGGAAUAUGAUCCCUGGAAAUCCUCGGACAGGAUCUGCAGGCAGCUGAUUUACCACCUAACUCCCCACUCAAAGUGGCACCGGCACGGCAUGCCCCGGCGGAAGUCCCAAGUGUGCCUGAAGACCAGCCUGCAGAAGAAGGUGAGCCAGGACUCCAUGGAUUUGUCAGGGAUCCCCCUGACCAUGCGGGAUGUCCACCGCAUGGCCUACUACCUGCAGAACAAUGGGGACCACCUCACCUCUGUGGACCUGAGCUUCACCGAGCUGAAUGACGACAUGGUGCGCCUGCUGCUGCCCUUCCUCUGGGCACUACCCAAGCUGACUCACCUUUCCCUCAAUGGCAACCGACUGACACGGGCUACCAUGAAGGAGCUGACUGACACCAUGAAAGACAUGAACAAGUUCCCUUGCCUGGCCUGGGUUGACCUCGGCAACAAUGUGGACGUCUCCUCCAUGCCACAGCCAUUGCUUGUGGGCCUGCGCAAGCGCCUCAGCCAGCAGACCACACUGCCUACCAUCUAUGAGGCGCUCGACUGCGACUCGGAGAUCUCCAGCGGGCACGAGGGCAGCCAGCCAGAGGACGAAGCAGCAGGAAGCACCCCACCACGUGCUUUCUCUCAGCAGGGCUGCGAGAGGUGACUGGACAACAGGCUGGCACUGGCACACUGAAGCCACCCCAAGGAGAAGUCUCGAGUACAAACAUCAAGCAGAGGGCCAGCUUUACCGGCUUCCUUUGGCUCUUUUCUCUCGCCUUCCUUACAUCUCCCCCCCACUUGCUGUGAGACAAAAGCCUGUCGUCCCCCCACAACGUGCUCCACUCCCUCCCCUCACUGCCAAACCCAUCGCCCACGUUCCAGAGAGAAACCAGUGACUUACAGUGAACCUGGUCCCCAGGCAGGGUCUCACUGGAA